UCCACAGAAGCUUUGGAGUUCAUGAAACGGGACCUGGCAGAGUUCACCCAAGUCGUGCAGCAUGACACAGCCUGCACCAUCGCUGCCACGGCCAGCGUGGUCAAGGACAGGCUGGCGAGGACAGAAGUUUCCUCCGGCGCGACUGAGAAGGUGCGGAAAGGGCUCUCUGACUUCCUGGGUGUCAUCUCAGACACAUUUGCUCCCUCUCCAGAUAAGACCAUCGACUGCGAUGUCAUCACGCUGAUGGCAACGCCCAUGGGUACCACGGAGCCCUACGACAGUGCCAAGGCUCGCCUCUACAGCCUCCAGUCGGACCCAGCCACCUACUGCAACGAGCCUGAUGGCCAUGCUGAACUCCUUGAGGCCUGGCUUUCUCAGUUUAACCUUGAGGAGAAGAAAGGGGAGAUAGCAGAGCUGCUGGCAACCAGCCCAUCCAUCCGGGCUCUCUACACCAAAAUGGUCCCAGCAGCCGUUUCCCAUUCGGAGUUCUGGCAGCGCUACUUCUACAAAGUGCAUCGCCUGGAGCAGGAUGAAGCCCGGAGGGAGGCUCUGAAGCAGCGUGCGGAGCAGAGCGUUCACCAAGAGGAGCUGGGCUGGGAGGAGGACGAAGAGGAGUUCUUGGGGAUGUCACCCCUGCCUUGUGCAAACGUGAAAUUUCCAGAAGCAGCAGAGAGAGAAUCUGCCCCUGUGGCCUUGGAGGGAGACCACCCCACUGGUCCCCAGGGACCCUCAGGGGAAAGCUGGGCUGUCGUCCCUCCGGAGCCGGCCCCAGCGGAGGGCAGCCCCUCUGAGAGCAGUGAGAGCGUCUCCCUUGUGACUCAGAUUGCAAACCCUGCCUCUGUGCCUGCCGCCCAGCUACGGACCCCAGCGCCACCCCCCGGGCCCGGAGACCUCUCCCAGAGGCUGCUGGAGGCCACCUCGGAGGAGCCCAGCUCCCUGCCAAAGCCCCCCGAGCCCGCUCGUCCUUCUGCGCCUGCCGGGGAGUCGGCAGCGUCCUCAGAGCCACCGGCUGCUACAGAGCUCAGAGAGGCAGAGGGCAAAGGCCAGGGCAGGACAGAGACUCUGAGAGAGGAAGGACCGACGGACCUACGAGUCUUUGAGCUGAACUCAGACAGUGGGAAAUCCACUCCCUCCAACAAUGGCAAGAAAGGCUCCAGCACAGACAUCAGUGAGGACUGGGAAAAGGACUUUGAUUUGGACAUGACUGAAGAGGAGGUGCAGCUGGCGCUCUCGAAGGUGGAGGUGUCUGGGGAGCUGGAUGAUGAAGAGUGGGAAGACUGGGAAUAAAGCAGCUGCUUCUGGUGUGUGCCACAGGCUCAUUUCCACCAUGGAAUGUGAAUUAAACCACGGACUGGCUGUUCCUUUGUGUGUAACUGUGCUGGGGAUUGCAGUUCCAGGCUGGAGGAGUUUCAUUCCUGCCAAAUCCUGUGGGCAACUCGAGUGACCCCUUCAGACCAGGAGGAGGAGGAGGAGGAAGCAGGAGCUCACUCGUACACUUAGCUGCUAGGGAGCCCAUCUUCUCAGUAGGUCCUAGAGACUGGCCAAGCCAAAACUGACUGCCCGGACACGAGGGGGUCCCCGGGGCAUGCAGGGGGGUCACUUGG
Molecule: messenger RNA, 1604 nt
Organism: Merops nubicus (carmine bee-eater)
Lineage: Eukaryota; Metazoa; Chordata; Aves; Coraciiformes; Meropidae
Gene: BSDC1
Product: BSD domain containing 1
Exons: 9
Cellular component (GO): cytoplasm
Source: RefSeq, a predicted model, not a curated record